Messenger RNA from Anastrepha obliqua, 3063 nucleotides. RefSeq names its product serine/threonine-protein kinase greatwall (gene gwl). The transcript has 10 exons. Gene Ontology annotation, biological process: peptidyl-serine phosphorylation; intracellular signal transduction. Lineage: Eukaryota; Metazoa; Arthropoda; Insecta; Diptera; Tephritidae. Gene Ontology annotation, molecular function: ATP binding; protein serine/threonine kinase activity. Gene Ontology annotation, cellular component: nucleus. The record is from RefSeq and is a predicted model, not a curated record. The coding region runs from base 139 to 2625 and encodes 828 amino acids.
UUCAUCAUUUUCAACGUUCGCUCGAAUUUUGAAAGAUAUUUUAUGGGAUAUGUUAUAAAUCAAUCAAUUAAGCGAUAGUUCAAGAGAAGUCUAUAUUAAAUUGUCAUAUUUCGAUUUUGUUUGAGAAGUACAAAAUAUAUGUACGGUAAAAAUUCAUCUGGAACACUAUAUGCUCGUGUCAUGGAAAAAGAGGGGACUGCAACUGUGCAGUACCACCAAUGCGAUUAUAAGACACCUAAAAAAUCGUCUAUGGUACUCGAUGGGGAACAUCUAUUAGAUAAAAUAAAUAUUCUAACAACCAAGCCGGAGAAUCAAACGUGUACUAAGCUCCCAACAAUCAACGACUUUGUGAUUAUCAAACCCAUUAGCCGUGGAGCAUUUGGAAAGGUGUUUUUGGGUUACAAAAACAAUGAUCCAAACAAAUUGUACGCCAUCAAAGUGAUGCGCAAAUCGGAGAUGAUAAAUAAAAACAUGGUAUCGCAAGUUAUUACAGAACGAAAUGCAUUGGCGUUGUCACGUAGUCCAUUUUGUGUCAGUCUAUUCUACUCACUACAAUCGCUAGCGUGCGUAUAUUUAGUGAUGGAGUACAUGGUGGGUGGUGAUCUCAAGUCGCUGCUUACCAUGUAUGGCUACUUUGACGAAGCAGUGGCGCGCUUUUAUGUGGCCGAAGUUGCGCUAGCAUUGCAAUAUUUGCAUGAGCAUGGCAUUGUGCAUCGCGAUAUAAAGCCGGACAAUAUGCUGCUAUCGGCAGCUGGCCAUGUAAAGUUGACCGAUUUCGGGUUAAGCAAAAUUGACAACAGAAGAGUUUCAGAUUUGGAAAUAUCUGAUCUAUUAAACAUUUCGCCUACCCUAAAUACACGAACACCGGGCCAGUUGCUUUCGCUGACUUCACAUUUAUCUUUUGGUUCGGAGAAGAAAAUGGAAUGUGGAACUGGCACUUCAAACCUGAUGAAUGCUAUGAAUAGACGCCAUAUGACUGAAUCAUCGGAUAGUGAGGCCGAUACUUCCUUGAAUGAAGCAGAACGAGCUAGUGAUAGUAAAAUAUCUGGAGUCUCUCCGUUCUUUUCGGUGGAAGAGCUAAAUGUUUCUGUUACGCACACAUGCCCCACCAAAACGCAAUUGACCGACAGUAAUUCCUCCUAUUACACGUGCACAUCAACAGAGGCAAGUAACAAUGAAGCAAGUGUCAGUGCAAAUGCACCUACGCAUACUCGUCACGUCGGAUUUGUGGACAUUAGUAAGGAAAUGAACGGCGCUGCUACUGCUGUUAGAGCGAAUUGCAAUCAGGAACAUAAUACACUAUUUAAAGAUAGUCUCAAAGAGAAAAAGGUUUUAAUUAAGGUGCAGGAGCAGAGUGAUCAAGAAGGAGAUUCAUUUGAGUUUAGCAUAGUUCGAAAACCUUCGAUGGAUGAGCGUUUGCGUAUUUCAAAAGGCACAGAGGACUCCGGGGUAUCCAGUCGUAAGAGUGACUAUUCCAUUUCGCAGAUUAACACCACCACAGGCUCACUAGACAAGGCGGACAAUAUGUGCAUUUCGAAGAACGAUACAGGUUGCUCAGACUAUUCGCGAAGUUACAACACGAACAUUACUAGCGAAGCCAACAGUAUGCGUUCGCCAUUUCGCAAUCUAUCGAAAAAUUUCAAACGUCCCGAAUUCAUGAGGGGCAUGAAACGCAAGCUAAAUCUGCUCAAUCGUUCUGAGAACUCGCCCAGUCUGGAAGGUGACGGCUCCAAUUCGGUAUCUAACUGUGGCAGCACCGGCCUCACACAAGAGAUCGAUAUUCUUGACAUCGGUAGCAGCACGCCGAAAAAGCGUAAAGCAAUUAGCGGUGUGCUGAAAGUGCGCUCGCUUUCGGACGAUGAAAUGCCACAGACUCUCAGUGAGCAUGUCACAAAUGUUGUCUUUUCGACACCUGUGUCAUCCCAAAAGCUGCCUCAUCGUGAUGGUGGCUUGUUGGGAAAACUCAAAUCAACACGCUUUGCGUUGCCAGUAUCGAUGGAGAUGAAAAAAUCGGAGCAAGCGACAGAGAAGGCAUCGAAUGUGCAAUAUUUAAAAAUGCCAGCUGAUGAUCUUACCAUGUCACCCAUCAAUUUGGGCAAUAAUGUACCACAAACGCCGAAACGUAUUAAUACACCUUUCCGCACGCCAAAGUCGGUGCGGCGUGGCGUUGGUCGGCAGUCCACUGAACGUAUACUCGGCACACCCGAUUACUUGGCACCCGAAUUAUUGUUGCGUCAAGGACACGGACCGGCUGUUGAUUGGUGGGCACUCGGCGUUUGCUUUUACGAAUUCUUGACGGGUUUGCCGCCCUUCAACGAUGAAACACCACAAAAAGUUUUCGACAACAUUCUGAAUAAAAAUAUUGAAUGGCCAGAGGGUGAUGAAGCUUUGUCCGCUGAAGCAGUUGAAGCAGUCGAUUUACUGCUUACAAUCGAUCCCACGUUGCGUCCGGCAGCAAAGGAGGUGCAGCAAAUGCGUUUCUUCGAGUCCAUAGAUUGGAAGAAUAUCGAAAACGAGGAGCCGCCUUUUGUGCCAACGCCUGAAAAUCCCACCGACACGGCGUACUUUGAGGCGCGCAACAAUUUGCAACAUUUGCAAUUAUCCAACUUUACGCUGGAAGAUUAAAGCCUAAAACCGCAGCAAACAAAGACUGAAGAGUGGCAUAGAGUUUGGUUUCAAUGGGGUUGCACACAUAAACUAGAAUUCAUCGUGUAAGCAAUGCAACGGAAAUUAGCUGUGGUGUUCUAAAUAAAGUUGAUUAGUUGUAUGACUGUUCCGCCGACAGUCGGUUAUACGUUACUGGAACGACCUGGAUUUACUAUAUAUCCGGUUAAGGAGUGUCACUCCUCGUACAUGUAUGGAGGAUGUUUUUGCUGCUACAACAACAACAUUAGUAGUAUGACUGCAUUAAGAAAACGUUUAGCUAAACACUAAACACUGCGUAUUUACUAAAAUUCAACUGAUUAUUUUGUUAAUUUACUUUAUUUUUUAAACGUUAUUUUUUUGUGUUUUUAAUAUCGGUUUGUAUUGCUUUGUAAAAUAUAAUUUUCACUAGUAAAACAA